AUGAGACAAGUGUUACUGAUUUGUAAUAUUUUUUCCUUCCACUCUCCUGUUUGGGCAGUAGUUGCUGGUCUCUCCUUGCACUCUGGAUGGCCAGCUUCAUCAGCCUCAUGAAGCGUGACUUCAGCUUUAAAGCCUGUAAAUCCCCCGGGACAGAGAAAAGGUACCUCUCUGAAAGAGCAUGACAAACAGGAGGAAGAAGGGAUUAAAAUACAACAGCUGGAAAACAUGAGGCAGCAUAAAAUCAAAGAUGACACAAACCGGUGGCAGAGGGACAAGCAGAGCGCGACCACGGAACCCGCACAGAGACGGACACCUGCCGAGUUAAGAGGGAAAAGUGUUUCUGCAAAACCAGAACGAAUGAUUCCACCACAGCCUCCUCCAAAGCCACAUCCAAAAUGUCCCCCAAAACCACCCAUCAAACCUCCACAGCUCUUCGGUGCCAUGAGGGCUGGGAUAGAAGAGGAAAAGGAGAGGAGGAAGCAGGAGGACGAACAGUGGAAAGACUUGGUGGUCAAGGAAAGGGAUGAGAGUGAAGGACAGGACAUAGGGAAGGUAAAUGGAGAUCCCAGAGACACUGAGUUGACCACUCCAACCGUGACAGAGAUGCCUUCCCUACUAGAAGAGACAGUAAUGAAAUCUAGAGUGAAUCAGGAGGUGGAAUUGCCAAAAGGAGGGAAAAUAUUCUGUCUCAAGCCCCCUUGUAGAAACAGACCAACGGCAGCGCUCACAGCUGAGCAUCGCGAGUCUCAGCACCCAGGGAAACAACCCCAGAACAAAGCAAAUGGACAGGUCCAACCUGGUCCUCUUCCACAAAGGGGCCCUGCUCGGGUCAACCCUUUAGGGACAGACUCAAACACAGAAUAUAACAAAGAAAUCCAGAUGUCUGGGCAAGGGAGGCAAGAUUGUGAAGUGAUUUCUAAAUUUCCAUCUGGACAUCGGGCAGGGACAGAGGUGGAGGGGACACGUCAACCAGGGCUGCAGAGAUUAGAGGACGCACAGGAAAUUGCUGAGACACUUCCGGAUGGAGAGCCGAAGCAAACAAACCAGAAGACCAAUGCAAGAGGAAAGGUGAAGAAGCUUGCCAAGAAGGUGAUGGGAAGAUUGAAAGAGGCAAGAGAGGAGAAAAGAAAAAUCAAAGUGGAAGAGAUGGAGAUGGGUGGAGUAAGAGAGGAUGUUACUGAAUUGACACAGGAUGAAAGGAGUCAUGGGGAGGAAGGAGGGAUGGAGGAGGAGGAGGAAGAGGAAGGGAUUGAUGAAGAUGCGGGGGACCAAUCAGCAGUGACAGAGACACAGAGCCAUGCUGACCUGGUGGAGGGGAGGAUUAAAAGAAGAAACGCAACAUCUGAAAGUCCUUUCAGCUCCUUCAAAGUCUGCAGUCCAGUGAAGCUGGUGGAGGAGCUCCUGUCAGGUGAUGAGUGGUCACAGUUCCUGUACAGAGACCAGAGCUCCACUCCCGACCCACCUCCAUACCAGACACGCUCAGAGGACACAGCACAGCUCCGUGGGGACUUCCACUGUAACUCUAGUGCUGAACUGGACCUCGCUCUGGAUGUGUUUGAAGGCAACCCUGCCGACCCAGAGGAGGAGCCUGUCUACGAGGAUAUCGAUCUAUCAAAUAUCACCCAAAAGAGCCAAACACGCGAGCAACAGAUAUACAGUAAUAUACCAAAUAUAUUACUGCACAGUGAAGCAAGUCAGAUGAGCCCCAGAACCAAAGACAUUUACGACACAGUGGAGUUUAUCCAGCCUGUGCAGCCUGCAAACACAUACUUUUCUGAUAUUAAGUCUGAGAGGGUUCUGGACAGUUCAGUUCAGAAGUAUCUCAUCAAGCUGAGCAAGAGGAGACGCAGAGCAGCACGGAAACAGCGCCGUGAUGGGAGCCAUGCAGAGUCCUUCGGCCACUCUCCAUCCUCCACCUCGCCACCACAAGUCUUCCCUGCCUCCAUCUUCUAUAACAUCCCAGCUUCAGGAGGAGAGGAGGAACAGCAGCUCUCCACAGGAAAGUCUGGAGGAAGCAGUCCCAGAUGUCUGGCCAAGAUAAAGACAGCUCUGAAGGAUCAAACCUUGCUGAGAGCAGCGCAGCCAGAGGAGGACAGAGGAAAGUAGAGGACGCUUCUUCCAUUUCAUUUAGUGUCUUUAAUAUUAACAUAUUAUAUCAAUUAUUACAACAGCCAAAAAAUGCUGAUUAUUUGUGGAAUUGUAUGGAUGAGGAGAAUGUUUUUGCCUUGAAUGUAUUGGUUUACCCAAUGUGAUUUUGAAAAUGUUUCAUAACCAGCGAGGGUGGUAAUGCCUCCACACAGAUGAUGCGUAAUCUUUCAACUUAGUUUUAUAUGAAAAUCAUCAAAUUUGGAGUUGUUCAGUGUCCUUUUAGUAGGAAUGUAAUGUCUGAUGUGUGUAAAUGUAAUGCUACAAUACCAGAAAUAACUUCUGUUUUAUACCAAAUUAGACAUUCAUAUGUAUGUCAAAACAACAAAAGACGCAAAGUUUGUGGCAGGCACCCUCACAUCUACAUCAGAAUCCACGGAAAGUCGGGACAGCAAAUCUUUAGGAAGUUUAGUUUUUACACACAGAUUCAAAUAAACGGACUGCACUCGUA
Molecule: messenger RNA, 2596 nt
Organism: Siniperca chuatsi (mandarin fish)
Lineage: Eukaryota; Metazoa; Chordata; Actinopteri; Centrarchiformes; Sinipercidae
Product: cilia- and flagella-associated protein 251-like
Exons: 10
Coding region: 226-2106 (626 amino acids)
Source: RefSeq, a predicted model, not a curated record